Molecule: messenger RNA, 422 nt
Organism: Harpegnathos saltator (Jerdon's jumping ant)
Lineage: Eukaryota; Metazoa; Arthropoda; Insecta; Hymenoptera; Formicidae
Exons: 4
Coding region: 111-422 (103 amino acids)
Source: RefSeq, a predicted model, not a curated record
AAGACCCAGAAGUAUUUACCAAUCAGGAGCGAGAAUCACUAAGCGCUCACUGAUCACUUUGUUCUGCUGAACGCAGCCACUAUGCUCAGGAUCAGACGGUUAAAUUUAUUAUGACAGAUUAUGAAAAUUAUGAAUAUCUCGACGAAAAUAUGGAAGCAGAUAUAGAAAAUAUAGAUCCUAAUAAAUCUUUAAACUCACAAGCAUUUGAAGUAUUUGAAGAAAUUUUAAUAUCAGAAGUACAAGAAAGGUCAUGUUUAUGGGAUCACAGAUUGGAUAUAAAAAUGAGAGCAAUGAACAUAAUACAAAAAGCUUGGGAAGAAGUGGGUCGAGCCCUUAUAUUGUUGUGUCCGAGCCACAACUGCAAAUUGACUAAAAAUUAUAUCGAGAGUUUUAUGUUACUGUUGCAUGACAUAUUGUUAUGA